AUGAGGGUCUCAGCCGGCCUUAUGAUCGGUGGCUCGUGUGUGGCCACUGCUGCCACCGUACUGAAUGCAUUCGUCAUCAACAAGCAGUUUUAUCCAUCUAUCGUAUAUCUUUCGAAGAGCAAUGCUAGUAUGGCAGUUCUAUAUUUCCAAGGAAUAGUACUAGUUUAUCUAAUGUUCCAACUUCUCAAAUCUAUCCUUUUCGGAGACUUGCGAGCUGCUGAAGCGGAACACCUUUCGGAGCGAACAUGGCAUGCGGUUUUGGAAACAUGUCUCGCUUUCACAGUUUUCCGUGACGAUUUUUCCGCAAUGUUCGUCAUGCAAUUCAUUGGACUUCUUUUCAUAAAAUGUUUCCAUUGGCUCGCAGACGACAGAGUGGAUAUGAUGGAACGAAGUCCUGUGAUAACACUCCGAUUCCAUCUCCGAAUGAUGACUGUUCUGGCUGCUCUAGGAUUUGCGGAUUCUUACUUUGUGUCUAGUGCAUACUUUUCGACGAUCACAAAAGGAGCCAGUUCUCAGAUCGUAUUUGGAUUCGAAUAUGCGAUACUUCUAGCUUUGGUGCUCCAUGUCACCAUCAAGUACUUGUUGCAUAUGCACGACCUGCGAAAUCCUCAGUCAUGGGACAACAAAGCAGUGUACUUACUUUAUGCUGAACUUCUCAUCAACCUGAUCCGUUGUGUUCUUUAUGGAUUCUUCGCCGUCAUCAUGCUUCGUGUUCACACAUUCCCUCUAUUCUCUGUUCGCCCAUUCUAUCAAUCUGUUCGAGCACUUCACAAAGCAUUCCUUGAUGUCAUUCUAUCGAGGCGAGCUAUCAAUGCAAUGAACAGUCAAUUCCCUGUUGUAUCGAAUGAUGAGCUAUCAGCGAUGGACGCAACUUGUAUCAUUUGUCGGGAAGAAAUGACAGUUGAAUCAUCACCGAAACGUCUGCCGUGUUCUCAUGUAUUCCAUGCUCAUUGUCUUCGUAGUUGGUUCCAGAGACAACAGACAUGUCCAACAUGUCGUACGGAUAUUUGGCAAGGACGAAAUGGUGCUGCCGGAGGAGCCAACGCAGGUGGAGCAGCUGAAAAUAACGCUGCGGGCGCACCACCAGCCGCGGGGAUUCCCCCAUUUUUGCCAUUCUUGGGACAUCAAUUCGGAUUCCCCCAAGCUGCUGCUGGAGCACAAGUAGGUGGUGCACAAGCUGGCGGACACCCUGGGCCAUUCCCACAUCAAAUUUUCUAUGCGCCAGCUCCAGCGAAUCGGCCAGAAUUCAUGAAUCUUGCCCCUCCCCCAAUGCCAAUGGCAGGACCGCCUGGAAUGUUCCCUAUGAUGCCACCUCCACCUAUCCCACAACCAAACGCUGCACCCGGCGAAUCUUCGAAUGCUGAGCCACCAGGAAGGCCUAACUUCGAUAGAUUCAGCGUGGAAGAGCUUCAUCGAAUGGAGGGAGACAUGCGAGAUGCUAUUCUUGCCAGAAUUCAAGCUAUGGAGAACAUUAUGGUUAUUUUGGAAUCCGCUCAAGUCCAAAUGGUUCAACUGGCUGCUAUAACACCACUCAGACGUCCAGUUCCUACAGCUGAAGCUUCGGAAGAAGAGACCGCCACAGCUUCAAGUGUGCCAACUUCUGUUCCAUCUGAGGAACCGUCUCCAGCACCAUCCACUCCUGAAACGGCAUCCGCCCCGCGUUCUAUGUUCCGUGGCAACUUAUUCAACGAUACACAGUCUACUUCAACUCCUUCUACGUCGGCUGGCCCGCAACCUUCUUUAACCCCAUCGACGUCUUCAGUUCCUUCUACUUCAUCAGUUAGAACUCCCGAAGCAGACGAAGUCCGUCAACGUAGACUUGCUCAUUUGAACGCCCGAUUCCCGCCACCAAAUCCUGAACAUGAAUAA
Messenger RNA from Caenorhabditis briggsae, 1869 nucleotides. It is a transcript of the gene Cbr-sel-11, whose product is annotated as Protein CBR-SEL-11. Gene Ontology annotation, cellular component: cytoplasm. The transcript has 6 exons. Bases 1 to 1869 code for a protein of 622 amino acids. The record is from RefSeq and is a predicted model, not a curated record. Lineage: Eukaryota; Metazoa; Nematoda; Chromadorea; Rhabditida; Rhabditidae.